AUGGCAGCCAUAUUAUCAGUAGUGGGCCUACCCAGUCAUACCAACUGUUAUGGCAGCCAUAUUAUCAGUAGUGGCGCCUACCCAUUCAUACCAACUGCGCCUACCCAGCCAUAUUAUACAGUACUGUUAUGGCGCUACCCAGUCAUACCAUACCAGUACUGCCUACGGCAGCCAUAUUGGUGCUGUCAUACCAACUAUGGCAGUCAUAUUACCAACUGUUAUGUGGCCAUAUUAACAGAAGUGGCGCCUACCCACUCAUACCAACUGUUAUGGCAGCCCAUUCAUACCAACUGCUACGGCAGCCAUAUUAUCAGUAGUGGCACCUACCCAGUCAUACCAACUGUUAUGGCAGCCAUAUUAACAGGAGUGGCGCCUACCCAUUCAUACCAACUGUUAUGGCAGCCAUAUUAUCAGUAGUGGCGCCUACCCAGUCAUACCAACUGUUAUGGCAGCCAUAUUAACAGUAGUGGCGCCUACCCAGUCAUACCAACUGUUAUGGCAGCCAUAUUAUCAGUAGUGGCGCCUACCCAGUCAUACCAACUGUUAUGGCUGCCGUAUUAUCAGUAGUGGCGCCUACCCAUUCAUACCAACUGUUAUGGCAGCCAUAUUAUCAGUAGUGGUACCCAGUCAUACCAACUGUUAUGGCUGCCAUAUUAUCAGUAGUGGCGCCUACCCAUUCAUACCAACUGUUAUGGCAGCCAUAUUAUCAGUAGUGGUACCCAGUCAUACCAACUGUUAUAGUAGCCAUGUUAUCAGUAGUGGUGCCUACCCAGUCAUAUCAGCUGUUAUGGCAGCCAUAUUAUCAGUAGUGGUACCCAGUCAUACCAAUUGUUAUGGCUGCCGUAUUAUCAGUAGUGGGUGCAUGGUGCCUACCCAGUUAUACCAACUGUUUUGGCAGCCAAAGUAAAUGUUAACGCGCCUGAGGGUGACCUUGUUCACUUUGAGAGACAUUACUAAAUUUGUUUAUAAUUUAUCAACACUGAUCAUCACCCCAUCUCCCAAUACAGACCAAAAAAAACAUGUUACAGGUUUAUUCAUAAGACUGGGGAGAAUUAAAAAAGUAACUGCAAAAUUCAGACAAAAAGUGCUUUUCACAAAACAUUUAUUAGAACUCGUGGUUUUGUUUCCAACCACAUAGAGUUGUUUAUUUGCUGUUACCUAUGAUUGAUAUAAGCAGGUUUGCGGUUCCCACUUUGUAUUUCUUUAAGUGUCUGGCUUAUCUGCCCUAUAAUGUGUGUGUAUAUAUAUAUAUUUUCGUGGUGUAAGACACCGCAGCCACGUACACUUCAUAUUUCAAGUCCCCACUAAACCUGCAUUAUGUGAAUUGGGUGAAUUUGGCUUACAUUUUUAAAUUCCCUUUGACAGAACUUGGUUGUUAAGGGGUUACUGUCAAGACAAUAGGUUUAUUAAUGUACUUGUCUUGGGGUCAGAUGACAUGGAUGGCUGUGUUAUGACAGGCGUGCACUUAGAAACGCAACACCGUUUAUUGUAAGCCAGCGAUAACACAAAGAACAGAGUUUAUCAUAUUAUUUUGCUCGGAUGGGUUAAAUGACCGUGUUAAAGGUGGCAAUGUAUGAAGCCUCCCCCAUAUCCUGUGGCCAGUUACUCUGACAAUCACACAAAUGCACAUCCUGCUUGCGCACAGGCGUACACAGCCGACAUCCUGUUUAUCAGGAAACAGAACAAUGAGGAAAAACAUGUCCCAGAAUCCUCUCUGCUCCUGCGUUAACUCCGAUACAUGAAACAAUGUUCUUUGUGUGGAUACGAUUGGAUUGCUAGCUUAGUGAUGCACGUGGGAUCUCGAUGGCAGCAGAUGUUACAUUGUGAUACAGGAUGCAGUGUGAUUGUGCUACGGCACAUCUGCGAAGAACCCGUUAUAGGCACCACUAAAGUGUCAAGAUUUCCCACUAAUGGGCGCUUUUAUUACAGGUUAACAAUUCAUGUUCUUUAACGGGGUUAAUGGUACCGAUUUAAAAAUCGAGCAAAAAAAAAAAAAACAGAAUAUUCUCCAAGUGCAUUAUAAUCACAAUUAUCCUGUUUUAAUUUGCUACAAAUCAGAGUUCUCUGAAUAGACCUGUGAAAUGUGAACUGUGGAUUUCAAAUGUGAGACGGGAGAGAUCUGAUAGCUGAUGUGAAAACUUUUAACUGUUUAACAAUUUUAAUCUAAAAUUUUAAAUUACUUUCAGUUCCUGCCAAUUCACACUUUUGUAAAUAAUGUCAGAAUAAAGAGAAAUAAUUGUGAGAUUUGGAACUCACUGUAAAUGGAUGCUAUCUCAGGGGUGAACUGGGACACUCCAAACACCAUAACCACUAUAGUGAAUUUUAGAAAGGUUUGAUUUCUUACCUGGAGUCUGCAGAGCGCUGCUCGCCACCUCCAUAAUAGCUCCUACAGUUAGCACUCCUGCAGUGCUGGGCUUAGCUCAGCGGAGAGAGCUUGGAACCGUCACUGAGCAGAAUUGGAGGCGAGGAGCUGCACCCAGCAGGUAGCAAGACAAACCGUUCUCCAUACAAAGUCUGUCUCCUUACAAUGGGAGGUGCCAGGACACUACUGGCACCAUAACAACCACAUCGCACUGUCAUGGUAAGGGUGCUUGCAGUAUACCUUUAAGAGUAUUUAAUCUCUGAACUGCUUUCUUUAUGGCAGAAUUCUUUAAAUCCCCUAUUAGUCCAGGUUGUAGGAUAAACAUAUAGAAAUCCAGUCCGUAUACCACCUAACAAAAAAGAGAGGGAUGGAAAGAAAAGAGACAGUAAGAUUUGGCAAGAAUGCAAAUAGUAGAAAAAUUUAAUACUCAAUAAAAAUACAUAGCACACAAUGCAGGGAGAGACAGCCGCCUAAUGCAUUUCGUACCUAGCGUGGCACUUAGUCAUAGGGUAUCUAUCCUUUAGCACAGACCAUAAGUAGAUUAAACAUGACACAAUUCUAGCUCCCUCACAUACAAUUACCAGAUCAGUACUCAAUGUUCCAUUACACUUUCCAGAUCACGUAUAGCAGAGAAGGUAUUCGCACCCAGUUUUAUUCCACCAGUACACUGCCCGAUUGCAGCUACAGCAGCAGUCAUGAUGCACAUAAGCCAGUCCCAUCAUGGACUGCACGCUCCUGGAGUGCAUGGCAUAGCUUGCUGGGUAUGAGCUGGACACAUGGAAACCAAGACAGUUUAUUUAUUAAAAAAAUGGCCCUUGUGUGUUCGUUUACUAGUUAACUAGCACAACAAAGAAACAAAAUAACACACAGUAAAUUUGUCAGUUUUACAUGACAGGGUCCCUUUAACCCCUUAAGGACACAUGACAUGUGACAUGUCAUGAUUCCCUUUUAUUCCAGAAGUUUGGUCCUUAAGGAGUUAAACUCAGGAUUCAGAAGCAGCUGGCAAGGGGCUUUAUUAAGGGGAUACAUGGCUACCACCACGGCUGACUUAGUCUGGGGAGGGAGAACCCCAAAUGAGGUUUGCAAUUAUUGAUCUAAAGUGAAUGUGAUUUGUCAAAUGUAGAACUUUAAAUGGGAGAGGAAAACUUAAACAUAAACCGUAUUCCACAAAUGGGUAUUUGAUGACAUUGCAGCAAUAUUUUUGUAAGGUUAGCUGGUUUUAACAUUUAUCAGAAAGAUAAAUCAUUAUGAAAUGCGGUGAGCAAUGUUUUAUAACACAAAAUACAGAGCGAAAUACUGGGGGCUAUGUACAAAGAGUGUUCCUGUGUAUGACAAAAUCAGUGAUGGCACUAUAGACUGCACCACCUUCAGCAAAAUUUACAAAAAAGAAUCUAAUUAUAAGCAUUAUAAUGACCCCGCUUAUAUGAACAUUUUAGUGAACUCCAGUUCUCUGUCACCUUGUUUUUAUCAUUACCUUCGAGAACAGACAAAAGUUGGAAUAAAAACUGAAAAUACAUCUCAGUCUGCUCUCAUUUAUAAUAGUUCACCAACGGAGGAUACACACUCACACUCAGGAAUCCAGCUUAUCAGGGCCAACGUUGGCAAAACCCAGUUUAGUAGAUAAAUGAGGUCCAGGCCCUCCGGACUGCUGCAGGAAGGCAGGUUUAUUGGAACAAAAUGUGCAACGUUUUGGCCUGCA
This is a messenger RNA of Pelobates cultripes (western spadefoot toad), 4061 nucleotides long. NCBI's taxonomy places the organism in Eukaryota, Metazoa, Chordata, Amphibia, Anura, Pelobatidae. The record is from the annotation of a GenBank genome assembly.